Maudiozyma saulgeensis is the source of this 2490-nucleotide messenger RNA. The record is from the annotation of a GenBank genome assembly. Lineage: Eukaryota; Fungi; Ascomycota; Saccharomycetes; Saccharomycetales; Saccharomycetaceae.
AUGAGAUUAGGACGAAAUAAAGGGUAUAAUCAAGUAGAUGCUGAUGAUACUAAUGACCUUGGAAACCCUAUAUCCAAUGAAGAAGAAGAUUCAAACCUUAUUUCAAGUUCAACGGCCGAAGAUGUGUUCAAUAACGAACUAGAUAAUGCCGGAGUAGAAGAUGACCUAAAUUUUAGCGAUAAUGAACUACCUAUAGAACCUCCAUCGUACGAUGUGGAGGCCAAUGAGAAUGGAACUUAUUCGACACCUGCAGGCAUGGAACAAAUGGAAAUGGAUGAUCCUCUGUUUUCUGAUGAUGAACAGGCAUCAGUACCCAUCACUGAAAAGAUAGGAUCAUUUUUUGUGUGUGUUAAUGAUCGUGUGGUGAUACCUGUUAGAAGAAAUGUUGUGGAUCCAUUAGCCCAAGGAUUAAAUGUGUUAUCAGUACAACUAGACUUUUAUUUAAAUAAAGUAGGUAAUCCAUUGAUCCUAAGACGGUUCUUUUAUAUCAUUUUGAUGUCAAUAAUCGCAUGGAUUAUUAUGUCAAGUGGGUUUUUACCGAACAAACGUGCUACACAUUCAAGAGGUCUCUUUGCAGAUUAUGAUAUAUUGAUAGAUUAUGCAAGGAAAUCAUUUGAUUUAUCCAAAUUAGAGAGAGAUUUAGAAUAUAUUAGUAGCAUGCCUCAUAUGUCAGGAACAAAAGGUGAUUCUGCUGUUAGGCAUUACUUGGAAGAAUCCUUUAACAACAAUGGUUUAAAAAUUGUGAAGGAAUUGGAAUAUAGAGUUUAUGCUACGUAUCCGGGGAAUUCGAUCUUAUCAUUUACUAACCCAAAAAGUAAUGACGGAAAGAAAGGCAUAGAACUUCAUGAAGAUAAUUUUAAUCCCAUGGCAUAUAAUGCUUCCCUAAACAACAUGGAUAUAAUAUAUGGUUUCAAAGGAAGGGAGAUCGAUUUACAGCAGUUAAAAGAGAAUAAUAUGUUAGAAAAUGAAUUUGUGUUAUUAUUAAAAUACGAUACCCUUCCAAGUGAACAAAUGUUACUUGCACAAAAAUAUAAAGCUAAGGGAGUUAUUUUUAUAACUGACAAAUUUGAUGGAGAUGAUGGUAAUGCUGUUCAGGUUAGGUCGGUCUGUAUCCCUCAGAUUGUUCCUGGUGAUCCGGUGACUCCAGGUUGGUUUGGUAACACUAUUGAACCAAUCAGUCCCAAAGAAUCUAAGGGUUUACCUCAAAUUCCUUCAAUUCCGCUUUCUUAUAAUCAAGGUAAACAACUUUUGGAUGCUCUAUCGAUGGAAGGUGUUUCUUUUGAGGAUGAUAUGUUCAGUGGUAUUAGAAAUGACGUUAAAGUGGACAUGACAGUUGAUAACGCAGUUAGAGAAUCUCAUUCGAUUACAGAUAUUAUAGGGAAGAUUGAAGGUAAGGAACAAACAGACAAAGCUAUUAUUAUUGCCGCAACAAGAAGUGGCGUGUAUAACGGCGCUAAAUAUCCAUCGUUUGGCUCUGCCAUUUUACUUUCACUACUACAAUUGUUUCAAGAAAUGAAAUAUAAGUACGAUUGGAAACCUUUGAGAAAUAUAUAUUUUAUAUCUUAUGGUGGGUCUGAGUUUAACUACGCGGGAGCUACAGAACUUAUUGAGGAAAGGUUGUCAAUGUUAAAGGAUGAAGUGUAUACGUUAUUGGAUGUUAGCGAAUUAGGUAUUUGGGACCAAGAUAGAAAGAUUAAUAUCGAAUCACAUCCUGUGUUACACAAAUUCUUUGCCAGUAACGAGAAUAAUAUGGGUUUUGAGGUGAAUGUGGAGCACGUCCAUCAUUAUGGUGACUGGUUACCAUUUUUAGCUAAUGGUAUACCGGUCUCUAUUUUUUCAUCACCGAAAGUGAGAGAUAGGGAAUUCCCGAUCGAUACCAAAUUUGACACAUUUGAUAAAAUUUCAGAAUCUUUGAAAGGUACAGAUAAUGGUGUCCUAGCGACAGAUUUAUUAAUAUAUUUAUUCAAAAUGAGUCUGGAGCUAGUCGAUACCCCAUUAUUGCCAUUUCAUGUUGACGAUUACAUUACCAUUUUGGAUAAAGCCUUUAGAGAUUUUGAUACUAAAACAGGUAAUAAAUUGAACUUCAAUUCAGUUACUAAAGGUUUAUUAUUAUGGAAACGUAUUGGUAUUGAAUGGAGUAAUUGGAGGAAAGCAUGGGAACAGCUUGUACUUGACCAUGAAGAAGGCAUUGAACCAUCUCUAAUAUCUGUCCAUAGGUGGACAUGGAAUAAGAAACUUUCCAACAUCGGUAGGAGGCAGUGUAUUGCAUCCGGUUUACCAGGUAGACCAUUUUAUAAGAAUGUCUUAUUUUCUCCACCGUUAUGGUCAAAGGGGGAGACAGGUUCAGACAGCUGGCUAUUCCCAGGUCUAGAGGAUGCGCUAAAUCUGAACGAUUGGAAUGGUGCUCAAAGUCACCUUGACGACAUCGGUAAAAUUAUAGAAUAUUCUGCAACAGUGUUUAUUGAAGAAACCAAUGAUGUUGGAUUUUAA